AUGUACACUGAGGGCAUCAAGUGCCGAAUAUUCUCCACUACGCUGACUGGCCCCGCCCAGCUGUGGUUUGGGACGCUUGCCCCAAAUUCCAUCCGUUCGUUUGAAGAAUUACAAGUGCGUUUUAUGAGACUAUUCGCGAGCUCGCGAAGGGUAGGGAAGUCAGCUCUUUCACUGAUGGACAUCAAGCAGGAUCAAAAUGAAACACUACGGGAGUACACUGCCAGGUUCAAUCUCGCUGCUCUGGAGGUGCCAGAGGCGGAGUCACAAAUUAAGAAUUGUGCUUAUGUCAGAGGACUGAAGCCGGGCUUAUUCUUUGAUGAGCUACAAAUCAGACCGGCCAGGGAUUUCGACAACAUUAUGGCAAGGUUACCAGGCUAUUUGCAAUUGGAGGACGCCAGGAUGGCGCGAAAAGCGGAAAAUGACAAGCACAAGGCUAAAAAGGCCGAGGACGCACUGGAACGGAAUAACAAAAAUCAGGACAUGGCUCUUUUCAGAGGGUUGCCCCCGAGGGUACCUCCUCCCCAGACAGAGGUGCCACCUUGCCAGCAACACACUAUAAAUGAAGUAAAUCGCCUCGCUGAAUGCACCCCGCUAAACAAACCUCAGGAGGAGAUUUUUCACCUGAUCAAGAAUCAGCCAUUCUUCAGGGCACCUGGAAAUUAUAGAGAUGGGCAGCCGCGACAAGGGCCUAACAAUAAACUGUGUGAAUAUCACAAUUCUUACGGGCAUUAUACCAAGCAUUGUGGGCAUCUUAAGCAUCAGUUGGAGUAUUUAGUACGCCAGGGUAAUCUACACCAGUUUAUAGUCAGAGGAAAUGAAGGCCAUGGUCAAAGGCCCGAGCAGGGAAAUGAUCGGAGACAAGAUCAGGGGAAUAACCAUGAUCGCAGACCAUGA
Molecule: messenger RNA, 894 nt
Organism: Salvia miltiorrhiza (redroot sage)
Lineage: Eukaryota; Viridiplantae; Streptophyta; Magnoliopsida; Lamiales; Lamiaceae
Exons: 1
Coding region: 1-894 (297 amino acids)
Source: RefSeq, a predicted model, not a curated record